UACUGAUACUCUUAUCUUCUUUUUUUUUUUCUUUUUUUUAAUCUCUUGUGAUGGCAAAAGGUCCAAGAAUCUAUUAUAGUACUGACACCAGUUAGCUAAACCUUCAAGUCCUUGUCUCCCGUCUGUGUGCUCUCACCUCUUUGUUUUACGGCCUCCAUUAUAUUCAUUUUUGGAGGGAAGAGACUUUGAGGAUUGUGAUUGGAACAGAGAAAAAAUGUUGCGGAGAUAUCUUUUGGCAGUUGUAGUGUUGAUUAAUGUUCUUGAACUUGCUAGAGCUAGUCUGUGCACUGAUGGGGGAAAGCCACAUCGGAUUCUUUUGGAUACAGAUGUUGAUACUGAUGAUUUCUUCGCUCUUUUGUACCUCUUGAAGCUUAACAGAUCAGAAUUUGAAUUGGAGGCAGUCACUAUCAACACAAAUGCAUGGACUGAUGCAGGGCAUGCCGUGAACCAAAUCUAUGACAUUCUUUACAUGAUGGGUCGUGACGAUUUAUCUGUUGGAAUGGGAGGUGAGGGUGGAAUAAAAGAAGAUGGUCACAUACUUCCGGAUGUUGGUGGUUAUCUUCCUAUAGUUGAACAGGGAAAUGCAACUGCAGGAGGUUGUAGAUACAGACAAGCUAUUCCUGUUGGUCUAGGAGGACGGCUAGAUAUUGAUUCUAACUAUGGCAUAAGGAAAGCAUUCCUGCCUCAGGGCAGCAGGGGGUAUUCUCCUCUUCAACAGCCUACUGCCCAGCAAGUGCUGAUUGAGAAAGUAUCUGCAGGUCCUAUUACCAUUUUCAUAAUAGGAGCUCAUACAAAUAUUGGGAUUUUUCUUAUGAAGAAUCCACAUCUCAAGAAGAAUAUCCAGCAUAUAUAUGUGAUGGGCGGUGGUGUGAGGUCAAAAAAUCCAACUGGUUGUUGCCCCAAUAAUGCAAGUUCAUCAUGCCAACCAAGACAGUGUGGUAACCCUGGUAAUCUGUUCACUGACUACACUAGCAACCCUUAUGGUGAAUUCAAUAUCUUUGGUGAUCCUUUUGCUGCAUACCAGGUGUUUCAUUCUGGAAUUCCAGUCACCCUUGUGCCCCUUGAUGCAACAAAUACCAUUCCAAUAAAUGAGAAUUUCUUUGAGGCAUUUGAGCAAAACCAGCACACAUACGAGGCACAAUACUGCUUUCAGUCCUUGAAAAUGGCUCGUGACACUUGGUUUGAUGACCAAUUCUAUACUAGCUAUUUCAUGUGGGACUCCUUCACGUCAGGUGUAGCAGUUUCUAUCAUGCGUACUUUGCAUAACCAAAAUGGAGAAAAUGAAUUUGCAGAAAUGGAGUAUAUGAACAUAACUGUGGUGACUUCAAAUGAACCUUAUGGGAUAAAUGACGGAUCGAAUCCAUUCUUUAAUGACCGUAAGGUUCCAAAGUUUAAUCUAGUGAAAGGAGGAGUGCACAGUGGUCAUGUUCAGACUGGUCUUCGAGAUCCAUUUUGCAUUGUGCAAAAUGGGAAAGGGAGAUGCAAGGACGGCUACACAGAGGAGGUAACCAGUUCAGAUGGAGUACGUGUUCUUGUUGCUACAAGAGCAAAGCCUAAUCCGGACAGUAAUAGCAUCCUUGACAGAGCAUACUUCAAGAGCUUUUUGGAUGUUCUUAACCAUCCUCAUCAGACUGGAAGGUUCAAUUUUACUACACAAUUUCCUCAUUACAAGAAAGUUUUCUACAAACCAGACUUCGGAACCAAAAGACUAGGGAAACCUGUUGUCUUCGAUAUGGAUAUGAGCGCAGGGGAUUUUCUGGCUUUAUUCUAUCUCCUUAAAGUGCCAGUAGAAAUAAUCAACCUCAAGGCGAUAAUUGUAACUCCAGUAGGCUGGGCAAAUGCUGCAACAAUAGAUAUUGUUUACGAUUUAUUGCACAUGAUGGGUCGCGAUGAUAUUCCAGUUGGUCUAGGAGAGAUAUUUGCAAUGAACCAGUCUGAUCCAAUUUUCUCUGCGGUUGGAGACUGCAAGUACCUUAAGGCCAUCCCUCACGGGAGUGGUGGACUUUUAGACUCGGACACUCUCUAUGGGCUUGCUCGUGAUUUACCGCGAAGCCCUAGAAGGUAUACUGCAGAAAAUUCUGUAAAAUAUGGAGCUCCUCGCGACACAGAUCACCCUGAGCUCAGGCAGCCUCUAGCACUGGAAAUCUGGGAUUCCAUUGUAAGGACAUUGGAUCCAGGAUCCAAGAUUACCAUAUUGACCAAUGGUCCCUUGACCAGUUUAGCCAAGAUAAUACAGAAUGAGAAUAACACAAGCUCUGUGAUUCAGGAUGUUUAUGUUGUUGGAGGACAUAUCAGCCAUAGUGAUACAGACAAAGGAAAUGUUUUGACUAUUGAUAGUAAUGAGUAUACAGAACUAAAUAUGUUUCUUGAUCCCUUGGCUGCUAAGACAGUUUUCGAGUCAUCACUUGACAUCACGCUAAUUCCACUCGGCGUCCAACGCAGAGUCAGUUCCUUUCCUAAGAUCCUAAGAAGUUUACGCAGCAAGACAAAAAGAACACCUGAGGAAUUGUUUGUGCAGCGUUUGCUAUCAAGGCUUUACCGCCUGAAAGAAACUCAUCACAGAUAUCAUCACAUGGAUACAUUCUUGGGCGAAAUCCUUGGUGCAGUAGUCUUAGCUGGGGAUCAUUCCAAGCUUGAGCCAAUCUGGCUAGCCAAACCUAUCAUGAUCCUUGCUGAAGGUGAUGAAUCGAAAGAUGGACAAGUUGUGAUUGAUGAAAAACAAGGAAAAUUUGUCAAGAUAUUGGAGAAUGUAGAGCUUGAGGCACAUUAUGAUCUUUUCGCGAAGCGACUUGCCGUUAAGAAGCAAUCUGCUGUCGUUGGAAGCUUUGGUGAACAGAGAAGAAUUUGGGGUGUGCCACCAAAUUGAAUCAGAUGGGUCUCCUUACUGAUACAUUGGUCUGAACAUUAUACCCUGACAGCAGUAAAUGAUUUUUUAUUUUUAAUACUGUUAUUAGUGGAGGAUUUCACUGGAUCAAUCGUAUUUCCUGCAAAAAUAAUUCUUUCUGUUUUGUA
Molecule: messenger RNA, 3012 nt
Organism: Populus nigra (black poplar)
Lineage: Eukaryota; Viridiplantae; Streptophyta; Magnoliopsida; Malpighiales; Salicaceae
Product: nucleoside hydrolase 3
Exons: 14
Coding region: 215-2866 (883 amino acids)
Molecular function (GO): hydrolase activity, hydrolyzing N-glycosyl compounds
Source: RefSeq, a predicted model, not a curated record